AUGGUUUCUAUACUAAAUCUACCCCAUGAGGUGAUGGUGAAAGUGUUCAAGUACUUGACGCCGAGCGAGACCAGUCAGAUGAUCAAGAAGUUGAAAUCGGAUAAAGAACACCGAGGUCGGCUUGAUGAUCUUGUCAUACGACUCUUGUACCAGCGUCUUUUCAAUGGGAAGUUGAUGAUUAUCAACGACAAAUCGAACGAGACUAUUGAAUACGACACUAUGCUCACUAUAGAUUCGUUUGAAGAGCGCUUUUUGGUACAUAACUACGAGAACUUGUUGUUCCAGGAGAUAAGACCAAACUAUGUAGAGGUGAAAUUCACCAGACAGGCCAAUGAUUACAUGAAUUUCAUAGGAAAUUUGUACAAGUUCUUCAGUCUCUUGUCUCGAGAGGAAAAUGUGCAGAUGCUCAAGUACUUCGAGACGAAAAUCUUGCAACUUGACUUUUACACUGACGGAAAUCUUGUAUUGAUAGAGAAUCCAACAUCAUUAUCCACUAUCAUCAUCAAGAUAUUGAUCAGUUUGUCUAGCAACAAGGACCUCUUGGGAAAGAUCAAACGGUUCACUAUAAAGUCGACCGAUAUCGGAAAUCUUUACGUUUCCCAAUGGAGUCAGCUAUUCCGACGUUUUAUCAAUUUGCAUACACUAGAUCUAUCCAACGACAUAAUUCACUCUGAUUAUGAUGAUUGCAGAGAUGUUUUAGGUUAUUCUUUCAAGUUUCCAGCCAGGCUUAAGAUACUAGUGCUAGAUAACAAUGUGUUGCGAUAUGUUUCGGUUGCAAUGAUUGCUAGUCUUCCACAUAGCCUAGAAGUGUUACUGUUGAGCCACAAUAAAAUCGUAUCUGUAGAACCAGUACGUCUAUCCUCAAAGUUACCGAAUCUCCGCUAUUUGAAUCUCGACUAUAACGGCCGCUUACUGUUUUUGGACCCUGUCAUUUUCCGGGGCAUUAGGCGAGACUUCAGACUUCUGUUAAGGGGCACCAGUUUUGAGGAUGCUGAUUUUUCGCAUUUGGCAAGAGCGACUAGCGAGAUCGGAUUUACCAUUAUAGUGUAA
Molecule: messenger RNA, 1050 nt
Organism: Scheffersomyces stipitis CBS 6054
Lineage: Eukaryota; Fungi; Ascomycota; Pichiomycetes; Serinales; Debaryomycetaceae
Exons: 1
Coding region: 1-1050 (349 amino acids)
Molecular function (GO): protein binding
Source: RefSeq, a predicted model, not a curated record